Abrus precatorius (Indian licorice) is the source of this 681-nucleotide messenger RNA. RefSeq lists its product as uncharacterized. The transcript has a single exon. The coding region runs from base 1 to 681 and encodes 226 amino acids. NCBI's taxonomy places the organism in Eukaryota, Viridiplantae, Streptophyta, Magnoliopsida, Fabales, Fabaceae. The record is from RefSeq and is a predicted model, not a curated record.
AUGGCUGGUAAAGGUAGAGGUAGAGGAGCUAGAGGCUCAAAUGACCUCAUGGAACACAUGGCUCAAAUUCUGGAAGCCAUGGUGCACAAUCAAGGCAGAGAGCCGGCUGAGUAUCGAGGGUUAUCUACCUUCACUAGGCAUGAUCCUCCAAAGUUUGAGGGUGGAUUUGACCCCGAAGGAGCUCAACGGUGGGUGGCUGAUGUGGAGAAGAUCUUCAAUGCAAUGAGAUGCCGUGAGGAGAACAAGGUUACCUACAUCACCUACUUGCUGUGUGGGGAGGCUGAGGACUGGUGGAGGUUUGCUGGUCUGACCCUGCCACAGGAAGAUGGCUAUAUCCAGUGGGAAUCAUUGAAGACCAUCUUCCUAGGGAACUACUUUCCCUGGGACCUAAGGAAACAGAAAGCUAGAGAGUUCCUUGAACUGAAGCAAGGAAGUAUGACUGUAGGGGAAUAUGCAGCUAAGUUCCAGGAGCUGAUGAAGUACUGGCCUCAUUAUCAGCAUGGUGAUGGAGAGGAGGAUAUGUGUGCUCAGUUUGAGCAUGAAUUGGGGCCGGACAUCCGAGCUGCGGUCAGUGUGUUUCAGCUGACAGACUUGCCCACCCUGGUGGGCAAGAGCAGAAUUUUCAAAGCUAACUCAAGAAGGAAGACGGUGGACACUAGGAGAACCAGCCCAAUGAGGUAA